Molecule: messenger RNA, 4636 nt
Organism: Sceloporus undulatus (fence lizard)
Lineage: Eukaryota; Metazoa; Chordata; Lepidosauria; Squamata; Phrynosomatidae
Gene: VWA2
Product: von Willebrand factor A domain containing 2
Exons: 16
Coding region: 11-2632 (873 amino acids)
Biological process (GO): calcium-independent cell-matrix adhesion
Cellular component (GO): basement membrane
Molecular function (GO): calcium ion binding
Source: RefSeq, a predicted model, not a curated record
AGCUUGCAACAUGUCUAUUGUGCAUGUCGGUUGGCCAAGAAAGAGGCGAUCCUUCCACAUUUCCAUUUCUCUCUGCCUUUUCCCAAGAAGAUCCACUGCGCCGGAGGAUCUACAAGGGGAACCAGCCAACCAGAAACAACAUUUCCCUUUCUUUUCGUCCAGUUCUCCAGCCAUGAGCCUUUUACUAUUGUUGGAGUCAACCUGCAUUUUCCUGUUUUCCCAAGCACUGAUGUCACAGAGCACUCAAGAACUGCAUGUCAGCCAGGAAACCAUUGAAAAAAUUUCAGCUGCUGGCCAAUUAAUGAAUUGUUCUGCCCCAGUCGAUGUCAUGUUUCUGUUGGAUGGAUCAUAUAGCAUUGGCAAAGGAAACUUUGAAAGGUCAAAAUAUUUAAUAAUCAAACUUUGUGAUGCCUUGGACAUCGGUCGGGAAAAGGUCAGAGUGGGAGCAAUACAGUUCAGCAACGCUGCUUACUUGGAAUUCUCCCUGGAUGCAUAUUUCACCAAACAGGAAAUAAAAGACAAACUCAAGAGGAUUGUGUUCAAAGGUGGUAGAACAGAAACUGGACUCGCUCUGAAAUACAUCCUUCGGAAAGGAUUCCGUGGGGGCAGGAAUUCAUUAGUACCUAAACUCCUCAUUAUUCUUACUGAUGGGAAAUCUCAAGGCAAUGUGGCUGCACCAGCCAAGCAGUUAAAAGAAAGGGGAAUUGCUGUGUUUGCGGUGGGAAUCAGCUUUCCAAGAUGGGAAGAACUGCACAUCCUGGCCAGUGAGCCAACUGAAUGCUACCUGCUCUUUGCAGAAGACACUGAUGAUGCCUCCAAUGGCCUCUACACCACCCUUACUGGAUCAGCAAUAUGCAAUGCUGCAUUUCCAGGCUGCACAGCUGAAUAUCACCCUUGCGAACGCAGAACAGUGAAGAGAGUGAAGGAACUGGUUGGAAACUAUUUAUGUUGGAAGGGAACAAAGAGCAAUAGUGCUGUGCAGACUUCACUCUGCCCUUUUUACAAAUAUUCAAGGCUUGUCCACUUGGAGAUUGGCUUUGGCCGUUGGGUUGAAAUAACAAGCAAAAUGGAUUCUCCAAGAACGAACAUUAUAGCACCUUCUUCCUUUCUCUCUUAUUCUUGUUUUGUUUUUCCAGAUCCUUGCAGUUCCCACCCUUGCCAGAAUGGAGGCACGUGCAUCCAACAGGGUUUAGAAGGAUACCACUGUGUCUGCCCAGCUGGAUUUGGAGGAGAUGCUAAUUGCACACCAAAACUGAGUCUUGAAUGCAGCGUGGACCUCCUUUUUCUAGUAGACAGUUCUUCCAGCACCACCCUUGAAGGAUUCUUGCGCUAUAAAGCUUUCCUGAAAAGGUUUCUCCAAGCAGUAUGGAGUGCAGAGACUUCAGGAAAUAUGGGUGUAGCCCACUAUAGCGACGAUGUUGAGAUGACUGUCAGAGUUGGGGACUACAAAGAUCUGCUCAGUCUGGUAAAAGCCAUUGAUUCCAUGCUGUUCAGUGGAGGGAGCACUUUGACUGGUAAAGCUUUACGGCAUGUUACGCAACAUGGCUUUAAGAGUGCACCAGUUUUUGCUGAUGUUCCCGACGACCUCCCGCGUGUUGUCAUCUUGCUGACAGAUGCAAAUGCUCAAGAUUCAGUGGUGGAGGCAGCCAAGUACAGCAGAGGCCAAGAUGUCUUCCUUAUUGGAAUUGGCAGUGAAUUUUUGAGAGCAGAGCUAGAGGAAAUUACAGGGAAUCCAAAGCGAACAAUUAUCUACUCAACACCACAAGAUCUGUUUAACAAGAUCACUGAAUUACAGAGAAAAAUUUGUAGCAUAGACAGCCAAGGCUGUCCAACUCAAUCCCUGGAUUUGGUGUUUGCUUUGGAUUCAUCAGGUUCAGUUGGAAGGGACAACUUUGUGCAGCUAAAAACCUUUGUCAGCAGCAUGUCUUCCCAAUUUGUCAUCAAUCGGGACGUGACACAGAUAGGGCUUGUUGUCUUUGGGAAAAGGUCCCAAACUAUUUUUGGACUGGACAGACAUGUUACUGAUUCAAGUCUCCAUGAAGCUAUCAAUCAAGCUUCCUUUGUGGGUGGCUCAGUCUCAGUUGGCAGCUCCUUGCUGCAUAUUUAUGAUGAUGUCUUGACUGUCCAAAAAGGCGCAAGGCCUGGUGUGAAGAAGAUUGUGGUGGUGAUUACAGGUGGAGCUGGACUGGAGGAUGCCAUAGUCCCUGCUCAGCAGCUUCGUAAUAAUGACAUAUCACUGUUUAUUGUUGGAAUGGGACAUAUCCCAACAGGCUCAUUACUGAAGAUUGCCGGUUCUUAUGAUAAUGUAUUAAGGAUUUCUUCUUACAAAGAUCUAAAAUAUAACGAAGGACUUAUAAUGGAAAGAAUAUGUGAUGAGGCUAAGAAACCAGUGAACCUGUGCAGACCCAACCCUUGCAUGAAUGAUGGAAUGUGUGUUCCUGGGAAUGGCAGCUACCACUGUCAGUGCCAAGGCUGGGAAGGACCACAUUGUGAAAACAGAAUUCAGAGAGGGAACGCUUCACAGUCACAGAGACAUCCAGCAACAGUCCGUGAUCUUCGAAACCAACAUGGAUGGCGGCAGCUGUACAGAACUCAGCAGCGGUCAAAAAGGCAGAUGAUGCCGACUCAGUGAGGACAUCAGAAAUAUUGUGGUCUUUAGCUACAGAAAAUAUGCUUACAAAAGAACUGAAACACAGGAAAUAUUUACAAGCAAUAAUGCUAUUUCAAACCAUGAGACUUUUGCACAGAAUCACUUCCUGGUGUACCAAAUGAGGUUGCCAAUAUAUUUUUAUUUUCAAUAUUUAUUAUUGAUAUACUGAUACUGUAAGGUGCUACACAGUAAGUUUUUUAGCUCUAAAAAUUUGUUUUUUUAAUGCAUGGGACAUUCAAAAUGAUGCUAUAAUUUUGUAACCAAAUCAAAACAGUAAAAUAACUAAAAUGAAGUUUAUAUUAUUAGAUUCCCCAACUUUCCAAAAUACUUAGAAGUUACAGAGAUCUGUUACUUACCUCAGUUUAGCUACUAAGGGCUUAUGGCAUUUUACAUUACUAGAGUUUGUUUGCAUACAGGAUUAAGAUGGAUCAAGUGUGAGCAACUUCCAGACUUUUAGGGGUUUGUAUAUACCCACCCUCCUCCUCAGUGUGUUUUUUAAAAUAAAUAAAAUAAAGCCCCCAAAGGGUGGGGGAAUUGUCAGACACUGGGGACCAUAUUUGCUUUCCAAGGGGCAUUGCAUGGUCACAUGGCCUUUACCAUCAUGAAAAUGUGGCCCAAGUACUCUAAAGGUAGCAGAUUCUGUCUGAUCUUGGAAACUAAGCAGGGUCAGGUCUGGUUAGUACUUGGAUGGGAGACCAGCAAUGAAUACCAAGUGCUAUACCAAAUUUAAGAGUAAGGUACUAGCAAAACUGACUCUGAGUAUUCCUUGCCUAUGAAAACCCUAUGGCAUUCAUGGGGUCGCAAUUAAAUCAACAGAUGACUGGAAGGCAUAUACACACCACUGAGAACAGUUGUUUCAAUUUCUUGGUAGCAAAAUGUCCUCCUAAGUCCCCUAGGAGACUGCAAGAACUAUUUCACCAUAUUUGGGUCCCUCCAGGUCAUUAUAGUCUGACGUAAGAUGGUUAAUUUUUAGGUCACCUGCUGUUAGAAAAAUGUUUCUGUUGGGUCUAAAACAGCAUUGGAGUGUCCUACAACAUGGUGAAAUGGAGUGUAGGGGGGCAUUUGAGAGCAAAAAUUGUGGAGCUGGUGGUGGGGUCACAAAAAUGGCCUUGGAGGUCACAUGCACUCUCUUCUCCUCUCUAAAAGGUGUGAUGCUGUAGAGAGUGGACACAACAAUAUUGUUUCCAUGUCUCCUAGAGAGGCUGCAAAAUAAAUUUUACAAAGUAUAGUUGGUGUUGCAACCAAACAGGAAAGUGCAUGCAUCUUCUGGGUCACAAUCCCUAGUCCCAUGGGCACAGUUUAACACUCCCACAGAUUUCCAAAUCUAUUGCCCCAAAUCAGAAUGAGACAAGCUUGCUUCAAAAUUUGUUGCAUAUCUAUUGUUCUCUUCUAUUUCCCGAUUCAAAUUGCAAUGUCUUUUCUUUGCUAUUAAUAAUUUUCCUCUUUCUUUGGCUGGACAGAGAAAUUACACCAGGUAUGUUUCAGCUACCCUCUAGUCUUCUUGGUUCAAUUUUUAUAAUUUUCAUAAUGAGAAACGUUCCUUAAAAUGUCAAGUUUGCCACUGAGCAUUAGAAGAGUCCAGUAGUACUGCUAGCACCAAAUAUAACUAUAAAGUGGGAAUUGUACAGCCUUCCAGAUGAUGUUGGACUGCACUUCCCAGCGUUCCUCGCUAUUGGCUGUGCUAGCUAGAGCUGGGAGUUGCAGCACCUUUCUGCUUACAUUGCAAGCAAAGAGGCAUUUCUGUAUAUUCCUCCCUCCCCCUUCACUGAUUGAAACAAACAUCCCUUGAGUGCAUGUUGAAACACACAUGGAGAUCUAAGUGUUGAAUGAAGGAAUUCCCUUACAUUUGCCUUCAGACCCUCAACAUUGUGGAUCAUAGUGUGUGUGUGUGUGUGUGUGUGUGUGUAAGCAUGCCCCUGUUUGGGGUGUAAAAGGGGAGUUAGCUUGUACAGUAUAAAACUGUUCUUUAAUUGUGCCUGAUAGAGA